Messenger RNA from Prorocentrum cordatum, 1404 nucleotides. NCBI's taxonomy places the organism in Eukaryota, Dinophyceae, Prorocentrales, Prorocentraceae. The record is from the annotation of a GenBank genome assembly.
GUUUUUUGAACCCUUGGUCGUAUCAUUGAGGUAGGGCCGGUAAGGGCGGUCUGCCAAAGGACACCUGGGUCGGGGGCAUCGCGGUCUUGUGCAUUCUUGCGGGGCUCGGGGGCACGAUGUGGCAGAAUACGUUCGGUUCCAUCUCAGGCGUGCGCCCGAGAGGGGUGCUGGAAGGGCGGCUCUAACGACCGUUGGACGCCAACCGAUCGAUCACUUGUGCCGAUCCUUGCCAGGCCGAUCCGGGGGCUCAGGAUGUGCUUGGCCAGGGCCGGUGCAGGUGGAUGUAGUUGGCGCGCCUGUGGUCGGGGUGAAGCAAGGACCACGCAGGGCGAGGGUGAUGAAGCGCCAUGGGAGGACGACGAGAAGUUUCUGUUCAAGCCUGAGCUGGGUCUUGAGGAAUGCAGGCGGCUGGGGUUUGAGAACGCCAAAGACAUCAUCGCUUGCGGCUUUGACCCUUCGAAAACGUUCAUUUUCCGGGACACGGAUUACAUCAGGGAGCUGUACCCGGUGGCACUGGAGAUACAGAAGCGCAUCACGCUGAGCCAGGCAAUGGGCGCGUUCGGCUUCCAGAAGUCAGACAAUAUCGGCAAGUUUGCGUUUGCUGCGAUACAAUCUUCUCCGUCCUUCGCCCAGUCCUUCCCGAGCUUCCUGAAGCCUGGGACACGCUGCUUCAUCCCUCAAGCCAUCGAUCAAGACCCAUACUUCCGGUUGUGCCGCGGCGUGGCAGACAGGAUGAAAUGGCCGAAGCCCGCGUUGAUCCACUCCAAGUUCUUGCCCGCACUUCAGGGGCAUCAGACCAAGAUGUCUGCGUCGGUGGAGUCCACUGCCCUCUACAUGACAGACACCCCGAAGCAGAUCAGAAAAAAAAUUAAUAAGUACGCCUUCUCUGGUGGUGGCGCGACUCUCGAGGAGCAGCAGAAGUAUGGCGCGAACCUUGACGUGGACGUGCCCUACCAGUACCUCAAGAUCUGGCUCGAUGACGACGAGGAGCUCGAACAAAUCGGCAAGGCCUAUGCGAGCGGCGAGAUGCUGACGGGAGAGGUGAAGAAGCGCCUAGGCGACGUUGUGGCGGAGCUGGUCGAGAAGCACCAGGCCGCCAGGAAGGAGGUCGACGACGAGCUGGUGCAUCGCUUCAUGGACCCCAACCGGGAGGAGCUUCGCAGGAAGUGGGUGGGCCACACGCCCUCGGGGGCUCCGGCCGAAGAGAAGGAGGCCCAGCCCGUGUGAGAGGCUCGGCCGCCCGCCCGCGCCUGUCCGGCGGCGCGAGCGGCGCAAGCGAGGCCGCGCGGCGCGGGCGCGGCCCCGCGGCGGCCCGGCGCGGAGGCGGGCGCCGCCCGCCACCGGGGGCUGGCGCGGCCAGGGAGCGUGGGCCGCUCGGGGGCAGAGAUCGGGCGUGCAUCGAGG